AUGCAACCACACAGAUUCCUCAACGGGCCCGAGCCCAUGAAAGGCUUGGAAUGGUUCCGGUUCCUCCGGGAAAUGAUCUGGCAUAAUACCGGAUUCGACUUGCUGAGGAAGAUCAUUCCAUACAUCGAGGACUAUGAGCCAUGGUUUGAGCCUCAAGUCGUUCUUCUCUCGGACGCGACCGAAAGCAAAGGGGCCAAUGGUAUCUCGACGACGACAACCGUGGAAGAGGCAGACAAGCCUGGUCCGCCAGUCGACCUAUCCGGGGCCAAGUACUACUCAGCGGCCGACUACCGCGAACUGUAUCUCUCGGGUGCCUUGACGCCCACCGAUGUCGCCGAGGCACUGUUGCCCUUGAUCCGGCGUGACAUACCCAACCCAACCGAGCACUCCAAGGCCUGGUUCGAGUUGCGAACCGACAAGGUGCUCGCCGCAGCACGCGAGUCUACACAGCGGUACAAAGAAGGCCGCUCCCUCGGGCCCCUAGAUGGGGUUCCGACUGCCGUGAAAGAUGAGUAUGAUGUGGAGGGUUACCACACCUGUCUCGGCUCGCGCAACACUUACUCGUCUCCGCGCGACAAGCAGGAGAGCUCGUGGUGCGUGCAAAAGCUCGAAGCCGCAGGCGCCCUCAUCCUCGGCAAGCUCUCCAUGCACGAAUUCGGCCUCGACACAACGGGCAACAACCCGAUCCACGGCACGCCGCGCAACCCCCACAACCCCAACUACUACACGGGCGGUUCGUCUUCCGGCACGGGGUACGCCGUCAGCGCGGGCCUGAUCCCCAUCGGUCUUGGAAGCGACGGCGGAGGCAGCAUCCGGAUCCCGUCCAGCCUCUGCGGCGUGUUCGGGCUCAAACCCACGCACGGCCGCCUCUCCUUCCGCCCGGGACCCAACCAUAGCCCAACCUGCGCCGUGCUCGGACCCAUCGCAUGCGACAUAGCCUCUCUCGCAGCCCUCUUUUCAGUCAUCGCCGCCCCCCACCCAACCUCGCCCUUUCCUCCCUUGCCCUCUCCCCUACGUCUUAGGCCCCCAUCCCCCUCAGACCCCAAAGUCCUAGGCAUCCCAUCAGCCUGGAUCGCCCGUGCCACGCCGGCGAUCCAAGCCCUCUGCAACAGCCUAAUCCGCCGCCUGGUCGCCGAGCACGGGUACACGGCGGUGCCCAUCACGAUUCCCUUCCUGCGGGAGGGCCAGCUCGCGCACGCCAUGACGGUCCUCACCGACGCGGCCACGCUCCUGCCGGACACAUCCAACCUGACCCCGGCCAACCGGAUCCUCCUCGCGCUGGGGCGGGUCACGCCGUCGACGGACUAUCUCCUGGCGCAGAAGCUGCGCAGGCUGCUCAUGCAACACCUGGCCUGGCUGUGGCGGGAGCAUCCGGGCAUGAUGAUCAUUACGCCGACGAUGGCGUGCGAGGGCCUGCCGAUUGUGGACGAGCGCGCCGAAAUGCGGUGGGGCGUGAAUGACGGCGAUCGAACGAUGCAGAGUAUGGAGUAUGUGUGGCUGGCCAACUUCUGUGGGUUGCCGAGUCUCAGCGUGCCGGCGGGGUUUGUGCAGGGGAGAAGGAGCAAGAACGGGGCGGGGGAUGUGCCGGUUGGGUUGAUGGCCACGGGGGAGUGGUGUUCUGAGGAACAGCUGUUGAGGUUUGGGGUAGUAUUGGAGGAGGUUGCGGCUGAGAAGAGGAGGCGGCCGGAAGUGUGGGUUGAUGUGGUCGCAGAGGUGAGGAAGAAGGGGCGGAGUGGUUAUAUACCUUAG
Chaetomium strumarium is the source of this 1749-nucleotide messenger RNA. RefSeq names its product amidase signature domain-containing protein. The coding region runs from base 1 to 1749 and encodes 582 amino acids. Gene Ontology annotation, molecular function: catalytic activity. NCBI's taxonomy places the organism in Eukaryota, Fungi, Ascomycota, Sordariomycetes, Sordariales, Chaetomiaceae. The record is from RefSeq and is a predicted model, not a curated record. The transcript is spliced from 2 exons.